Molecule: messenger RNA, 4829 nt
Organism: Verticillium dahliae VdLs.17
Lineage: Eukaryota; Fungi; Ascomycota; Sordariomycetes; Glomerellales; Plectosphaerellaceae
Product: glycogen debranching enzyme
Exons: 3
Coding region: 129-4829 (1566 amino acids)
Biological process (GO): glycogen biosynthetic process; glycogen catabolic process
Molecular function (GO): amylo-alpha-1,6-glucosidase activity; 4-alpha-glucanotransferase activity
Source: RefSeq, a predicted model, not a curated record
UUGGCUGCCCCCUCCGUCCCUUCCGACAGCUGGAUGCCUUCACGCUGCGAAGCUCUCUUGGAUCCUGUCGACGUCCGUGGGGCACGAAGCUCCCUCCAUCACAUUUGCUGACCAUGAUCCCGAAGACCAUGAUCUCCAACGAAGUCUACCUUCUGCCACUGAACGAUGAUGGCUCGCCCCAAAUCGCCGGAGAAUACAUCUACCUAGCGCCCAAGAACAACGAACCCGUUACCAUUCGCUUCGCCAUUGAGGGCACCUCCUCUAUUUGUCGCCAUGGCAGUCUUUGGGUCAACAUUCCUGACCAGGGUGCUGAGUUUCGCAGAGACAAGUUCCGGGAAUUCAAGCUCGUACCCGAUUUCAACCGCACCAUCGAAAUCUCCAUCCCCAUCUUCCAAGCUGGUGCCUACGCCUUCUACACUACCUACGCCGAGCUUCCCGAUCUCGCCGCCGAGCUGAGCUCCAAGUCUGAAACAGAAACAACGCACAAGAAGACGCCUCUUUACUACAUCGAUGUCGCCCCUCGCCUCUCUCUUGACGGCCGGCCGUUGCCGCUGCCUGCGCUGUCCAUUUAUUCUGUCAUCAGCAAAUUCAUGGGCAAAUACCCUACCGACUGGGAGCGUCACCUUCGUGGCAUCAGCGACCGGGGUUACAACAUGAUUCACUUCACGCCUCUGCAAGUCCGCGGCGCAUCUAAUUCACCCUACAGUCUGUACGAUCAGCUGGGCUGGGACCCUGAUUGUUUCCCUGGCGGCGAAAAGGACGUACAGGGCAUGGUCGAUAGCCUCGAGAAGAACCACUCUCUGCUCAGUCUGACCGACAUUGUCCUGAAUCACACGGCGCAUAAUAGCAAGUGGCUGCAAGAACACCCCGACUCGGGCUACAACUUGGUGACCGCGCCUUGGCUCGAGUCUGCGUGGCUGCUCGACACAAAGCUUCUGGAGCUCAGCGCAAAUCUCGAGAAAUUUGGCUUGCCCACCGAGCUUAAGAGCAAUGACGACCUUGUUAAGGUCAUGGAUGCGAUCAAGAAGCAAGUCAUUGCCGAGAUCCGCCUCUGGGAAUACUACGCCAUUGACGUGGAGCGCGACGUUGACGCCGCUGUCGAUGCGUGGGUUGCCGGCAAGGUGGAGUUCCCCGAGAGUUCGGUGGGUGCGGACGGUGUACUGGGUCUUAAGGAGGCACCACAGAAAGAACAGGCCCAGUUCCUCAUCAAAAACGGUCUGCUGAACAAGAGCCGCCUAGGCGAGCGGUUCAGGAGGAGGGUGAAACCAGAGGUCGCCGCUGGUCUUCUGUCGGCCAUCUUUGGCCGCUAUGAAGGCAAUUCUGGUCCGACGCCGGACCAGGCGGCUGCCAAGUCCAAGAUUCUCGCUGUCCUCGACGAGGUCAAUCUGCCCUUCUACAAGGAGUACGACGACGAGGUUGCUGUGAUUCUGGACCAGCUUUUCAAUCGCAUCAAAUACUGUCGCCUGGACGAGCACGGUCCAAAAAUGGGGCCCAUCAAUGAGAAGAACCCUCUCAUCGAGUCGUACUUUACGCGACUGCCCGAAAAUGCCACCACAUCCAAACACAAGAAGGAAGAGCUGUCCCUUGCCAACAAUGGCUGGGUCUGGGCCGGCAAUGCCCUCAUAGACAAUGCUGGGCCUGACUCCCGAGUGUACCUCAGGCGCGAGGUCAUUGUCUGGGGCGACUGCGUCAAGCUUCGUUAUGGCAGCGGACCCAAAGACAGCCCUUUCCUCUGGGAUUACAUGACCAAGUACGCUCGCAUGCUUGCCAAGUACUUUGCCGGUUUUCGCAUAGACAACUGCCACUCCACUCCCCUGCACGUCGCUGAGCAUAUACUCGAUGAGGCGCGUCGCGUGCGACCAGACCUUUACGUUGUGGCUGAGCUCUUCAGCGGUUCUGAAGAGAUGGACUACGUCUUUGUCAAGAGGCUCGGUCUCAGCUCCCUAAUCCGUGAGGCCAUGCAGGCGUGGAGCACGGGAGAGCUCAGCAGACUGGUACACAGACAUGGAGGACGCCCUAUUGGCAGCUUUGAAGUGGACGAGUUGUCGAGGGCCGACCCCAAGUCGCCUGCCAGCCCCCCGAGAUCUCCCGGCGAACCCACCAAAGAUCACUCACAGUCUUCCCGCGAGAUUGUCCGCAAGAUCAAACCCGUGCCUGUUCACGCCCUCUUCAUGGACUGCACCCACGACAACGAGACUCCGGCCCAGAAGCGCGAUGCACGAGACACGCUGCCCAAUGCAGCCCUGGUCAACAUGUGUGCUAGUGCCACCGGAAGUGUAAUGGGUUACGACGAGAUCUACCCGAAGCUCGUGGAUCUUGUGAACGAGACGAGGCUCUACACGUCCGAAUCAUCUUCCAAGGGUGUCAAAGUGGGCGGCGGUAAGAACGGAAUUGGUGGCAUCAAGAAACUCCUUAAUCAGAUUCACACCCUCAUGGGCAAAGAUGGCUAUGACGAAACUCACAUCCAUCACGAAGACCAGUACAUCACUGUUCACAGGGUUCAUCCCGAGUCGAGGAAGGGCUAUUUCCUCAUCGCACACACAGCGUUCCCCGGUUACGGCAACGGAAACGGUGCGUUCAACGCUGUCCAUCUGGGCGGCACGCGGGCUCGCCACCUCGGAAGCUGGAUGCUCGAGGUGGAUACUAGCGAGGAGGCAACAAAAGAAGUCCUCGAAGACAAGAAGCACCUCAGAGGCCUACCUAGCCGCGUCAUUGAUGUGCCUGGUAUUCGCAUGGAAGUCAAGGGCGAUGAGACGGUCAUCUCAGUCCGCGAUAAGUUCCCUCCCGGAAGCAUCGCGCUUUUUGAGACUUGGAUUCCCGCUGCCGAACACUCUGCUGGUCUUGACAAUUACGUCACGUCUGGUGCCAAGAAGGCAUUUGCUGACCUAAGCCUCAUCGAUCUCAAUUUUCUCCUCUACAAAUGUGAGGCUGAGGAGAGGGAUGGCAGCGAUGGAGCUGAUGGCUGCUACGACAUUCCUGGCCACGGCAAGCUGGUAUAUGCCGGCCUCCAGGGCUGGUGGAGUCUUCUGAAAGAUAUCAUUCCCGAGAACAACCUCGCUCAUCCCCUGUGUCAGCAUCUCCGAGAUGGCCAGUGGGCCCUUGACUACAUCGUCGGCCGACUGGAGCGCGCGGCCAAGAAGCCUGGGCAGGAGGCCCUCAAGAAGCCCGCCGACUGGUUUAAAGAGCGAUUUGAUGCCCUGCGACAGAUCCCAAGCUUCCUCCUUCCGCGGUACUUCGGCCUUCUCCUCAGGACCUCCUACAUGGCAGCUUGCGAGCGCGGCAUUGAGCUCAUGAGCGCCAACGUGGGUCAAGGCCAGUGGUUCCUGCAAAGCCUUGCCAUGGUUGGCGUACAGCAGACAGGCCUUGUUAAGUCUGGAUCUCUAUAUCCCAAGAAGUUGGUGCCUUCUCUCGCGGCAGGCCUUCCCCACUUUGCCGUCGAAUGGGCACGAUGCUGGGGUCGCGACGUCUUCAUCUCGCUCCGUGGUCUGUACCUCGGCACCGGUCGCUUCGAGGAGGCAAAGGAGCACAUUGUGGCCUUCGCCAGCGUCUUGAAGCACGGUCAGAUCCCCAACCUCCUCAGCAGUGGCAAUGCGCCCCGGUAUAACUCACGCGACUCCAUCUGGUUCUUCCUGCAGUGCAUUCAGGACUAUGUCAAGUAUGCGCCAGAAGGUGUUGACUUCCUCAAGACCAGUGUCAAGCGCCGCUUUCUCCCGUACGAUGACACUUGGUUCGAUACAGAAGACUCGCGAGCGUACUCACAGGAGAGCACCAUUGAGGAUGUUAUUCAGGAAGCAUUGCAGAGGCAUGCUACGGGCAUGGCUUACCGCGAGGCCAAUGCUGGCCCAGGCAUCGACAGCCAGAUGAAAGAUGAAGGCUUCAACAUCGCCAUCGAGGUUGACUGGGAAAACGGCAUGGUCUUUGGCGGUAACCAGAACAACUGCGGUACGUGGAUGGACAAGAUGGGCGAGAGCGCCCGCGCGGGCUCCAAGGGCGUGCCUGGCACACCUCGUGACGGCGCCGCUGUGGAGAUCACUGGUCUUCUGUACAGCACGCUCGCAUGGCUGGCUAAGCUCAGCAGCGAGGGGAAGUAUCAGUACUCGUCCGUCAAGAAGGCCGACUCUUCUUCCAUCAGCUUUGCCGAUUGGGCGGACAUUUUACAGGCGAACUUUGAACGGUGCUACUUUGUGCCUCUCUCCUCCGAUGAGGACGCGAAGUACGAUGUGAACCCGGCAGUCGUCAACCGCCGAGGCAUGUACAAGGAUCUGUACCGUUCCGGCAAGGAAUACGAGGACUACCAGCUGCGACCCAACUUUCCCAUUGCCAUGACAGUAGCUCCUCAGCUCUUUGACCCCUCUCACGCCAUGCAGGCUCUCAACCUCGCCGACACGGUCCUUCGCGGUCCCACAGGCAUGGCCACGCUUGACCCUGCCGACCUCAACUACAGGCCAUACUACGUCAACAGCGAGGAUAGCGAGGACUUUGCGACAUCCAAGGGCCGCAACUACCACCAGGGUCCCGAAUGGUUGUGGCCAACGGGCUUCUUCCUGCGUGCGCUACUGAAGUUCGAUCUCAAGAGGCGUGACACCGACGCUGGCAGGACCGAGGCCUACCAACAAGUGACGAGGAGGCUUAUGGGUUGCAAGAAAAUGAUUCAGGAGAGCCCGUGGGCCGGCUUGCAGGAGCUGACGCAGAAGAAUGGAGGGUACUGUGGUGAUUCGUCGCCGACUCAGGCCUGGUCGGCCGGAUGUUUGAUCGACCUGUACAUGGAUGCUGCAGAGGAGCAAGGUGGUGUCGCGGGGAACCUCACUCUGCCCACGAGGUCCAGGUAG